GUCUCAAAUUAUGCGAAGCGAUGUUGAAUUCUGCUUAAGAAGCGAUCGAAUCGAUCGGCGUCAACGUUCGAGAAUGGGGAAGCAGAUCUUCAUCCUGUCGGGGCAGAGCAACAUGUCUGGCCGAGGCGGCGUUCUCCACCGCCGCUGGGACGGCGUCGUGCCCCCGGCGUGCUGCCCCAAUCCCUCCGUCCUCCGUUUCGCCGCCGCAUCGCUGUGGGAAGAGGCCCGCGACCCUCUCCACGCCGACAUCGACGCCGCCAAGGUGUGUGGCGUCGGACCCGGAAUGGCCUUUGCCAAUGCCCUCCUCCCGCGCCUCCCGGCCGACGCCGUCAUCGGCCUGGUCCCCUGCGCCAUCGGCGGGACCCCUAUUAGGGAGUGGGAGCGCGGGUGUCAUCUCUACGAGAAGAUGGUGCGGAGAGCGCGGGAGGCAGCCGAGGGGAGCGGCGGCGGCGGAGGGGAGAUCAAGGCCGUGCUUUGGUACCAGGGGGAGAGUGACACGUCGUCGCGCGAUGCUGCUGAGGCGUACGGGGCGAAAAUGGAGAGCUUGAUUCGAGAUUUACGGUCGGAUCUCCAAUUGCCUUCUCUGCCCUUCAUCCAGGUUGCAAUUGCAUCAGGUGACAAACCCUACAUAGAUGUGGUAAGGGAGGCUCAGCUGCAACUUAAUCUGCCAAAUGUUGUGUGUGUGGAUGCCAUGGGCUUACCGUUGAAUUCUGAUCACUUGCAUCUGAGCACCGAAGCCCAAGUCUUGCUAGGCGAAAUGCUUGCGGAAACUUAUGUCAAACACUACCUGUCGUGAGUUGCCUCUUACAAGCUUGGAAAUGUGGUAGCCAUGUUGUAGCAACUAGAAUCAUUGUUGCUGGAACCUAAAUAUUUAUCUAUGUUAUGUCCCGGUAUUGUGAUUCAUAUUGCUAGGCGAAAUGCUUGUAGAAACUUAUGUCAAACACACCUGACAUGAGUUGCCUCUUACAGGCUUGGAAAUGUUGUAGCCAUGUUGUAAAUGUAAUAACUAGAAUUCUUGUUGCUGGAACCUAAAUAUUUAACUAUGUUAUGUCCUA
Messenger RNA from Zingiber officinale, 1055 nucleotides. Its product is annotated as probable carbohydrate esterase At4g34215. The coding region runs from base 11 to 796 and encodes 261 amino acids. Lineage: Eukaryota; Viridiplantae; Streptophyta; Magnoliopsida; Zingiberales; Zingiberaceae. The transcript has 2 exons. The record is from RefSeq and is a predicted model, not a curated record.